AAUAAAUCCUGGUGGUGAUGGUGGUGGUCUGAAGGGAGGCAGGGGCGGGAGAAUGGUGAAGCGUGAUUUUAAAGGUGGUAGCGGUCAUGCUGGAAGCCCAGCCAGCCUAGCAGACAGCCAGUGACAACACAGCCAGUCAGUGUGCCGCCAGAUGCUGUGGGCGGAAGACGUGCAGUGGUAACAAUCAGUGCGCCGAGGGAGACUACAGUGAAUCGAGAAUGCACGUGUCGGCAACAGUGUGCGUGUGGGCGUGCGUGUUGGCGGUGACGGCAGGCGACAUUUGCGACAGGAGGGACAGGAGGACAGAGAGACGGUGGAAGGGAGACAUUGGUAACCUAAACACCUCGCCCGGGGGACCACGAGACCGCCUGCAGCUCCACCACCGCGUGCGUCGCUUCCUCAGCUUCCCCACCGGGUCAGUGCUCACCGUGACGCCCAAGCUGACCAUUCCCUUCGUGGACGAGCUGGAUGGAUACAUCACGGGGGCGCAACUGUACGCCUUUCCCAUCGACCUGCAGCUGCCCAACGGUACGCUGAGGCUGAGGACGAGUUACGAGUACGAGUAUGAGGAGGAGCAGGAGGAGUACUCGUACAUGCCCAUGAGUCAGAGCACCUACAGCAGCUACGCCACCCACAGCCGCUACUCACGCGCCAUCGACCACCAGAGGGCAGCGGGCUUCAACUUCCUGCAGCAGUUGAUGGACGCGGCGGGCGUGGAGGGGCGUGAGUGCGUGCUGCGGGCGGUGUGCGAGGUGGCAGAGCGGCCCGUGGAGCACCUGGGUCUCACCGGGGAGCUCAUCAACCUCUUUUUCAGUGCUGGGCACGGAGCGGGAUCACCGGAAGUGCGGGAGUAUGUGGCGGCAGAGGAGGCGGGGCGAAGGCAGGGGGACUGUGAGAGCCUGUACCCUGCCUGCCCUUACCACCUGGCCAGCAUGGCGCAGUCUGCCCUCGCAUACUUCCACCAAGGCUUGGCCACGGCCGGCGACGCUACCGUCAACCUGUUUGAGUAGACUCGCGACAGACAGACAUCGGUGACAGUGACACCAAGAAAAGGAACCAUGAGACAAUUUCUCACAGAUUUUACGCAGCAGAUAAGGAACAAACUCAAUGUCACUAACUUAUCCAGUCUGAGCGGUGACAAAUGACACAUUUGGCUCCUGCGUUUUGUCUUCACAGGCGGAGGUGGUGACGCCUCCAUGUUGGUGAGGCCCGUGAUCUGAAACGUUUUGCUCUCUUACAACGACUCUUCAAAAGUCACAGAGAUAAUUAGCUGGAUUCUCAUGAAUGUUUCUGCUGUUGAUAAUACUGAAAUCUUGAUAAUAUCUCUAGAGCUUUUAAAACCUGUGUCACUUCAUUUGGGGCCUUCUGAAAAUAGUUGGUGUGCACCAAGAGUCGUUUCAGAAUGUGGUCCUGAGACUGGCUGUGCAGCUCAGCGCCCUUCAACAACACAACCUGAAUACUGCCGAACCAUCACCUUAGUUGCGCUACGUCUCAACAACAGUUAUCCCUUCAAGAUAUAUAAAUAAUAACAUAAUAAAAAACAAUAAAUUAAGAAAAAAAAGAUCGAAGCUGAACCAAAAGAUUCUUACAAAUCUCUAUCUCUCUCUCAUAUUUAUUUCGUUAUGCAUUUGUUCAUUCGCAUACUUAUUUAGGCAUAUGAUUAGUUGGUUAGUUAGUUAUAUAUUUAUUUGUUUUUCUUUAUUUCUUAUUGUGAUUAGCUAAUUAGUUAGUUCGAUUGUUAGGCUCCAUCCAUAUCAUUCCGUAUAGGUAGUAGUAGUGGUAGUAGUAAUAGUAGUAGUGGUAGUAGUAGUAGUAAUAGUAGUAGUAGUAGCAGUAGUAGUAGUAGUAGUAGUAGUAGUAGUAGUAG
Messenger RNA from Portunus trituberculatus (swimming crab), 1867 nucleotides. RefSeq lists its product as uncharacterized. Bases 219 to 1010 code for a protein of 263 amino acids. The transcript is spliced from 6 exons. NCBI's taxonomy places the organism in Eukaryota, Metazoa, Arthropoda, Malacostraca, Decapoda, Portunidae. The record is from RefSeq and is a predicted model, not a curated record.